AUGGCGGAGCGUGUUUUGACUCGCGUUCACAGCCUUCGUGAACGAUUGGAUGCAACUCUUGCAGCUCAUCGCAACGAAAUUUUGUUGUUUCUGUCGAGGAUUGAAGGCCAUGGAAAAGGAAUUCUGAAACCUCACCAGCUCCUUGCUGAGUUUGAAGCAAUUUGCCAAACUGACAAAGAGAAACUGAAGGAUCACGCCUUUCAAGAACUUCUCAAGUCCACACAGGAAGCAAUUGUGUUGCCACCAUGGGUUGCACUAGCUAUUCGUUUAAGGCCUGGUGUCUGGGAAUACGUACGUGUCAAUGUUAACGCUUUGGUUGUCGAGGAACUGACGGUGCCAGAGUAUCUGCACUUCAAAGAAGAGCUUGUAGAUGGCCCUGCCAACGGGAACUUUGUUCUUGAGUUGGAUUUUGAACCAUUUACUGCAUCUUUUCCCAAGCCAACCCUCACCAAGUCCAUUGGCAAUGGAGUUGAGUUCCUUAAUAGGCACCUCUCUGCAAAAAUGUUUCAUGACAGGGACAGUAUGACUCCUCUUCUCGAUUUCCUCCGAAUGCACCACUAUAAGGGAACGACAAUGAUGCUGAAUAACAGAAUACAGAAUCUAAAUUCCCUACAAUCUGUUCUGAGAAAGGCAGAGGAGUAUCUCUCAACACUUCCUCCUGAGACACCAUACUCAGUCUUUGAGCACAAAUUCCAAGAGAUCGGAUUGGAGAGAGGCUGGGGUGAUAAAGCGGAGCGGGUAUCAGAAAUGAUUUCUAUGCUUCUUGACCUUCUUGAGGCUCCUGACUCAUGCACACUCGAGAAUUUCCUCGGGAGAAUCCCUAUGGUUUUCAACGUUGUUAUCCUUUCUCCACACGGUUACUUUGCUCAAGAAAAUGUGUUGGGAUAUCCCGAUACUGGUGGCCAGGUUGUUUACAUUUUGGAUCAAGUUCCUGCCUUAGAGCGCGAGAUGCUUAAACGUAUAAAGGAGCAAGGACUUGACAUCACCCCUCGCAUUCUCAUUGUGACUAGAUUGCUUCCAGAUGCAGUUGGAACCACUUGUGGCCAACGGCUUGAGAAAGUAUUUGGAACUGAGCAUUCACAUAUAAUUCGAGUCCCCUUUAGAACUGAGAAGGGAAUUGUUCGCAAAUGGAUCUCUCGAUUUGAGGUGUGGCCAUACAUGGAGACUUUCACUGAGGAUGUUGCAAAAGAAAUCACCGCAGAGUUGCAGGCAAAACCAGAUUUGAUUAUUGGAAACUAUAGUGAGGGUAACCUAGCAGCCUCCUUGCUGGCUAUCAAGUUAGGUGUAACACAGUGUACCAUUGCUCAUGCACUCGAGAAAACGAAAUAUCCGGACUCUGACAUUUAUUUGAAAAAUUUCGAUGAAAAGUAUCACUUCUCGUGUCAGUUUACUGCUGAUCUUAUUGCAAUGAAUCAUACUGAUUUCAUCAUCACUAGCACAUUCCAAGAGAUAGCUGGAAGCAAGGACACUGUUGGGCAGUAUGAGAGCCAUAUGGCAUUCACAAUGCCUGGACUCUACCGAGUUGUUCAUGGGAUUAAUGUGUUCGACCCCAAAUUCAAUAUCGUCUCUCCAGGAGCCGAUACAAACCUAUAUUUCCCAUAUACGGAGAAAGAAAAUAGACUCACAGCACUCCAUCCUGAAAUUGAGGAGCUUCUUUAUAGUGAGGUCGAGAACGAGGAGCAUCUAUGCGUGCUAAAAGACAAGAAGAAGCCGAUUUUAUUUACCAUGGCAAGAUUGGACCGUGUGAAAAAUUUAACAGGACUUGUGGAAUGGUAUGCCAAGAGCCCGAAGCUUAGAGAAUUGGUUAAUCUUGUUGUAGUUGGUGGUGACAGAAGAAAAGAAUCCAAAGAUUUGGAAGAACAGGCAGAAAUGAAGAAAAUGUACAGCCUUAUUGAAACCUACAAUUUGAAUGGCCAAUUUAGAUGGAUUUCUUCACAGAUGAACCGAGUGAGGAACGGGGAACUCUACCGUUACAUUGCUGAUACCAGAGGCGCAUUUGUGCAACCGGCAUUCUAUGAGGCCUUUGGUUUGACUGUUGUUGAGGCCAUGACCUGUGGUUUGCCUACUUUUGCUACGAUCCAUGGCGGUCCAGCUGAGAUCAUCAUCCAUGGAAAGUCGGGUUUCCAUAUUGAUCCAUAUCAUGGCGAACAAGUUGUUGAUCUCCUUGUCAAUUUCUUCGAAAAGUCCAAGAAGGACCCUUCUCAUUGGGAAACCAUUUCAAUGGGCGGCCUUAAACGUAUCCAAGAGAAGUUCACAUGGCAAAUUUACUCAGACAGGCUAUUGACACUGGCUGGAGUUUAUGGAUUCUGGAAAUACGUCUCUAAGCUUGAUCGUCUUGAGAUCAGGCGCUACCUUGAAAUGUUUUACGCUCUCAAGUUUCGCAAGUUGGCUGAAGCUGUUCCACUGGCUGUUGAAUGA
This is a messenger RNA of Fraxinus pennsylvanica, 2418 nucleotides long. NCBI's taxonomy places the organism in Eukaryota, Viridiplantae, Streptophyta, Magnoliopsida, Lamiales, Oleaceae. The record is from the annotation of a GenBank genome assembly.